GCCGCCGCAGCCACCGCGGGCCCUGGUCUUCCGCUUCGGCAUGUCCGGCUCCUUCCAGCUGGCACCGGCCGACGAGCUACCUCGCCAUGCCCACCUGCGCUUUUACACCGCGCCCCCUGGCCCACGGCUCGCCCUGUGCUUCGUGGACAUCCGUCGCUUCGGCCGCUGGGACCUCGGGGGCGAGUGGGGGCCGGACCGCGGGCCCUGCGUGCUGGGGGAGUACGAGAGGUUCAGGGACAAUGUGCUGCGGAACCUGGCAGACAAGGCCUUUGACCGGCCCAUCUGCGAGACUCUCCUGGACCAGAGGUUCUUCAAUGGCAUUGGCAACUACCUGCGGGCAGAGAUACUGUACCGGCUGAGGAUCCCCCCCUUCGAGAAGGCCCGCACCGUCCUGGAAGCCCUGCAGCAGCGCAAGCCGAGCCCGGAGCUGACCCUGAGUCAGAAGAUCAGGAACAAGCUGCAGAACCCAGACCUGCUGGAGCUGUGUCACUCAGUGCCCAAGGAAGUGGUCCAGCUGGGGGGCAAAGGCUAUGGGCCGGAGAGUGGAGAGGAGGACUUUGUGGCCUUCCGAGCCUGGCUGCAGUGCUAUGGCAUGCCAGGCAUGAGCUCCCUGCGGGAUCGGCAGGGCCGCACCAUCUGGUUCCAGGGAGACCCAGGACCCCUGGCACCCAAAGGGGGCAAGUCUCGCAGAAAGAAACCCAAGGCAGCACCCCCGGGUCCGGAGGACAGGACGGAGGACCCUCCACCUCCAAGCAAGGCCCCUUCCCGGACACGAAGGGCACAGAGAAGCCUUCCUGAGAAGAGUACAACCCAGCAGCCUAAGGGGACCCACCUCCAGCAGGACCCACAGGCUCCCCCAGAACCUGGGAAAGGGAGGAGGAAGGGGCAACGGGCUGCCUCAGGCCGCCCCAGACCCCGGAGGAUGAAGCCUGAUACUCUGUCCUCGGAGCCAGACGGGACCUCGGCCUCCUAGCAGGAGGGCCUGCUUGCGUGUACCCAGCUUUUGUGCUGUCUGGCUCCGAGGCUCUGCCCUGGGGCCUCUCCGAGCUCCCAGCACCACCAUGAUGGUUUUAAGUGCACCCCCCACCCCACACGUUUUAAGCCCACAUAUAAAAUGCUGUAUUUUUA
Messenger RNA from Tupaia belangeri chinensis (Chinese tree shrew), 1128 nucleotides. RefSeq names its product nei like DNA glycosylase 1 (gene NEIL1). The record is from RefSeq and is a predicted model, not a curated record. Gene Ontology annotation, biological process: base-excision repair. Gene Ontology annotation, cellular component: nucleus. NCBI's taxonomy places the organism in Eukaryota, Metazoa, Chordata, Mammalia, Scandentia, Tupaiidae. Gene Ontology annotation, molecular function: damaged DNA binding; DNA-(apurinic or apyrimidinic site) endonuclease activity; zinc ion binding.